This is a messenger RNA of Impatiens glandulifera, 2220 nucleotides long. RefSeq names its product spidroin-1-like. The transcript has 4 exons. NCBI's taxonomy places the organism in Eukaryota, Viridiplantae, Streptophyta, Magnoliopsida, Ericales, Balsaminaceae. Bases 1 to 2220 code for a protein of 739 amino acids. The record is from RefSeq and is a predicted model, not a curated record.
AUGCAUAGAAUCUCUAGCUUUCUCACGAUAUUCCCCGUAUUGCCACGUGUCCAUGUUAUGGAGCGAGCAAUUCCUGAGGGUUACAAUUGUAUAUCCAUUAAAAGUAAUAUAAUGAAUGGUUUAAGCGAUCAAGAAGUUGGUCAACUGCAUCAGGAUGUAGUCUCAUGGCCGAUUGAGUCUAGCAACAAGGGAGACAGGAGGGGUGAUCCGGGAUUUGGAAAUCCAGGAUUCUUUGGGACUGGCAGUGAGGGUGAUCUAGGUUUUCUUGAGACUGGCAUUGAAGGUGGUCCAGAAUUUGGAAAUCCCGGAUUCUUUGGGGUUGGUAGUGAGGGUGACUCGGGAUUUGGUAGUUUUGGGUCAUUUGGGAUUGGCGACAAGGGAAGAUCAGGGUUUUCCGUUCCUGGGAAGGUUGGGUCUUGUAUUGAGGGUGACUCGGGAUUUGGUAGUUUCGGGUCAUUUGGGACUGGCGACGAGGGAAGAUCGGGAUUUUCUGUUCCUGGGAAGGUUGGGUCUUGUAUUGAGGGUGACUCGGGAUUUGGUAGUUUCGGGUCAUUUGGGAUUGGCGACGAGGGAAGAUCGGGGUUUUCCGUUCCUGGGAAGGUUGGGUCUUGUAUUGAGGGUGACUCGGGAUUUGGUAGUUUCGGGUCAUUUGGGACUGGCGACGAGGGAAGAUCGGGGUUUUCCGUUCCUGGGAAGGUUGGGUCUUGUAUUGAGGGUGACUCGGGAUUUGGUAGUUUUGGGUCAUUUGGGACUGGCGACGAGGGAAGAUCGGGGUUUUCCGUUCCUGGGAAAGUUGGGUCUUGUAUUGAGGGUGACUCGGGAUUUGGUAGUUUCGGGUCAUUUGGGACUGGCGACAAGGGAAGAUCGGGGUUUUCCGUUCCUGGGAAGGUUGGGUCUUGUAUUGAGGGUGAUUCAGGAUUUGGUAGUUUCGGGUCAUUUGGGAAUGGCGACAAGGGAAGAUCAGAGUUUUCCGCUCCUGGGAAGGUUGGGUCUUGUAUUGAGGGUGACUCGGGAUUUGGUAGUUUCGGAUCAUUUGGGACUGGCGACGAGGGAAGAUCGGGGUUUUCCGUUUCUGGAAAGGUUGGGUCUUGUAUUGAGGGUGACCUAGGAUUUGGUAGUUUCGGGUCAUUUGGGACUGGUGACGAGGGAAGAUCGGAGUUUUCCGUUCCUGGGAAGGUUGGGUCUUGUAUUGAGGGUGACUCGGGAUUUGGUAGUUUCGGGUCAUUUGGGACUGGCGACGAGGGAAGAUCAGGGUUUUCCGUUCCUGGGAAGGUUGGGUCUUGUAUUGAGGGUGACUCGGGAUUUGGUAGUUUCGGGUCAUUUGGGACUGGUGAUAAGGGAAGAUUGGGAUUUUUCGUUCCUGGGAAGGUUGGGUCUUGUAUUGAAGGUGACUCAGGAUUUGGUAGUUUCGGGUCAUUUGGGAAUGGCGACGAGGGAAGAUCAGGGUUUUCCGCUCCUGGGAAGGUUGGGUCUUGUAUUGAGGGUGACUCGGGAUUUGGUAGUUUCGGGUCAUUUGGGACUGGCGACGAGGGAAGAUCGGGGUUUUCCGUUCCUGGAAAAGUUGGGUCUUGUAUUGAGGGUGACUCGGGAUUUGGUAGUUUCGGGUCAUUUGGGACUGGCGACGAGGGAAGAUUGGGUUUUUUCGUUCCUGGGAAGGUUGGGACUUGUAUUGAAGUUGACUUAGGAUUUGGUUGUUUUGGGUCAAUUGGGUCUGGUGACGAUGGAAGAUUAGGGUUUCCCAUUCCUGGUAAAGUUGGGUCUGGUAGAGAGGGUGACUUGGGAUUUGGUAGUCCCGGGCUAAUUGGGACUGGUAUUGACGGUGAGUCGGGCGUUGGUAGAUCUGGAUCUACCGUUCGGGCUAAACGAGCCUCACUUAAUUGUAUCAACGUGAUAGUGAAAAGGAACCAAAUAACAAGGGAUAAAAGACUUGUGAAGGUGCGAUUGAGAUGUGGCUUGCAAAUGAAUAAGAGACCAGUAAUAAAUGAUUGUGAGCCAACCUAUCACAAUCAUAUUCACCCCGUCAAUCAUAAUCCUCCUCAUGGUCCACGGUCCGAAAAGGAAGUUUCAUUUUACGAGGAUUCUGACGAUGACUACGACAAGACUAUAGAAGUAGAAUAUGGAACUCAUGAAGGCGAGAUAAACCCAAUGGAAAUCCAGGGAGGACCAAUUCCGGUAGUCAAUCAACCACCAUCGACUGAAUACGAACAACAAAUGACCUAA